AUGUAUAGUCUACCGACUUGGAACGAACUCGCCUUUCACUCCUCCUGGAAAGGGCUCCAAAUGUUUUUCAUCCUGGUCGGCGGCAUCACUGCUUUCCAUUGGACCACGCUAUUUCUCGAUAGGCACGCUUGGAGCCAUAGAUUGGCGGGGGCGUUUCAUUUUUUCUGGCUCGCUUUUGGAAGUUCAACAAUUGAUCGGCAACGCAGCUCCACGGUUGCCUUCGCCUACGAUAUCGUGCUCGGUUGCUCGGGACUUUUGACCACGGUCACGGCCGCGCGCGAUUUUCCGCAUCGCUACGUCCGCAAUGCUCCCGGUCAAUCGGGGACUUUGUCGGAAAAAGCCAUGGUGACUCAAGCGGAGAUGAUGGAACACUCAUUCUACCAAUUCUUGAAUCUUUGGCAAGUCCUAUACUUGAAUGCGAUUCGUUUCGUGUUGGACGAUGCGGCGACGAAUUUUCGGAACGAAUCGGUGACGCUCGCCUUGCGUUUCUCCUUGUUAUGGUUAGUGACGGCGCCAUGGUGUGUGCGAGACCGAUUUCCAGUGCACUCCUUUCGUCGAAACUGGCAACAAACCCCCAGUGCGAAGUGUACCGUAUCGGAGACACUGAUGUACAGAAUCAAGAAAGCUCAGUAUCUGGUUUACAAGCACGUCAUUUUGCACGGUUUGAACUUGACCGUUGGUCUCUCUACAAACCGGCCGAUCAACUCGUUCCUGACUACGCCUUGCUGGCGAAUAUUCUGGCUGUGUCUCAAUACCGCCUACGUUAUGGAAUUUUUUCUACAGUCUUUGGUAAAGCGCAAAGUACUGUCACAGGCGUCCAUGCUGACUUUGAAUCGUAUGCUCAUGGUGGUAUCGACUAUCGCUGCCAUGCAAUCUGUUAUAGGUAUGGUUUGCUUGGAGCUUUGUGCUGUUUCAUUGCUUUUGAAUUUAGUAAACCGACACCAGGAUGUAAUCAAUACGCUCGGAAUUGGCAUCGCGUUUGUGCUUUUGACGAACCAGACAUGACCCACACAUUGCAGCAAACGAGCGACAAUAGAAAAACGGGAUCGGCAUGUUCUACCCGCUUGCAAAUGGAAUCACGACAACGGGAUUAUUGGUUGAGCGUACGUAAUUUGUUUUGUUCAACGAUUGCUCAAAGCCUCUAUGAUGCUAAAUGAUCGAUACGAAUGACUGGAAUAUUCAGACGGACGUGUUUCCUCAGAGAAUUAUUAAGGCACUGCCUGAAACUUCU
This is a messenger RNA of Phaeodactylum tricornutum CCAP 1055/1, 1231 nucleotides long. RefSeq lists its product with no specific name. Bases 1 to 1005 code for a protein of 334 amino acids. The record is from RefSeq and is a predicted model, not a curated record. The transcript has a single exon. Lineage: Eukaryota; Bacillariophyta; Bacillariophyceae; Surirellales; Neidiaceae.